Aspergillus mulundensis is the source of this 555-nucleotide messenger RNA. RefSeq lists its product as uncharacterized. The record is from RefSeq and is a predicted model, not a curated record. Bases 1 to 555 code for a protein of 184 amino acids. Lineage: Eukaryota; Fungi; Ascomycota; Eurotiomycetes; Eurotiales; Aspergillaceae. The transcript has a single exon.
AUGAAGUUCUUCUCCAGCCCUCUCUGCCUCCUCCCCCUACUCGCCGGCGUGAACCAUGCCUCCCCAUCCAACCCAUCCAUCUCCCUCACGCGCAUCUCAAUGCCCUGCCCGGACCUCGCGGUCUUCAACUCCCAAAUGAGGGCCCUGAUGAAUCUAACUGCGCCCGCCGGAACCCCCCAGUCGAUCCUCCCUCAAGUCAACACCCGACUCGCUGCCAUGGAGUCAUUCAGCGCGGGAUACAUGGACCUCGUCAACGCGUUCAGCCCGGUCUACUGCGCAGCGAAUACCAACAACAACGUCACGGUCAUGAAUGCGCAGAUGCAUGUGGGAACGGGUAACCACACCAGCCUGGUGACCCGCCAGGACAUGCGCGGUGUUCUGGAGUCCAUCUGCACGGUUCUCGAAUCUGUGGAGCAUAUGCUUGAGGAGGUCAUAGCGCCGAUUGCGGGCUUCCUUGAUUCCGUGGAGGAUGCGAUUGGAUGUGGCGUGUUGAGUUCUGCGGUUGUUAGGCCGACGCCUACGCCGGUCAGGGGGUCUGGUUGGAGGUCCUUCUAG